AUGAAAUGUAGCGAGGUUCAUUUUCAUUCUUCAUUUGUUUCGAUCCUAAUGGAGCACGUGUUAGACGUGGAAUCUUUAAAAAAGCUAACACCCGAACAGCAGAAAACUUUAAUAUCCGGUGUUAAACAACAAGCUGCUAUUCUAAAUGCCCAGAAUAUGAUUACUGAUUUAUCGGAGAGGUGUUUAACGAAGUGUAUCACAAGUCCAGGUAGCGCUUUAUCAAAUACCGAGAAACAGUGCUUGCAGAGGUGUAUGGAUCGGUUCAUGGAAACUUAUAACUUGGUUUCACAAACACUACAAAAACGUGUUCAAGAAGAAAUAGCCGCUUCCACACGAAUGACGUAA
Molecule: messenger RNA, 345 nt
Organism: Acanthocheilonema viteae
Lineage: Eukaryota; Metazoa; Nematoda; Chromadorea; Rhabditida; Onchocercidae
Source: the annotation of a GenBank genome assembly